Emys orbicularis (European pond turtle) is the source of this 1851-nucleotide messenger RNA. RefSeq names its product 5'-3' exonuclease PLD3-like. Bases 27 to 1514 code for a protein of 495 amino acids. The record is from RefSeq and is a predicted model, not a curated record. Gene Ontology annotation, molecular function: catalytic activity. Lineage: Eukaryota; Metazoa; Chordata; Testudines; Emydidae. The transcript has 10 exons.
UUGCCCAUGGAACACCGAGCUUGGCGAUGUGGACAGAAACUGCAGCACUCAGGUCACCAGCCCCCAGACCCAAGAACCCAGGGAAGCCGAGCAAGCAUUUCCUUUUCUCCUCCACCUGCUGCAUCCUUCUUCCCUUCCUACUCAUCUUGGGCUUCUCUGGUUGGUUCCUGUGGGAGCACAGCAGCCCUGUCUCUGUCCUGGGGUUGAUGGAGCAGUGGCAGCUGGGCUGGAGCCAUGUCGCCAGCCUGUGGAGAGAGCCAGAGGAGGAGUGCAGCCCACAGUGCAGUUUGGUGCUGGUGGAAAGCAUCCCUGUGGGCCUGGAUUACAACCACUCCAGCCCCAGCCACCUCCCCAUUUUCCAGGCCUGGAUGGACCUGUUGGAUGCUGCCAACCACUCUGUGGACAUCGCAGCUUUCUACUUCACUCUCCAGGACUCAGACACGCAGGAGGAAGAACCCUCAUCCUGGCAGGGCAGGCAGGUGUUGGAGAAGCUGCGGGACCUGCCUUCUCGGGGGGUGAAGCUCAACAUUGCUGUGAAUAGCCCCCAGAAGUCUGACCGGGACACCGAGGAGCUGGCCAACAAUGGUGCAGACGUAAAGUAUGUGGAGUUGGAGCGCCUGACUGGAGGAAUUGUGCACACCAAGUUCUGGGUGGUGGAUGGCAAGCACGUCUACAUUGGCAGCGCCAACAUGGACUGGCGCUCGCUGACACAGGUAAAGGAGCUGGGUGCUGUGCUCUACAACUGCAGCUGUGUGGCUGGUGACCUGCACCGGAUCUUCGCCAUGUACCGUGCAUUGGGAGGGCAGGGGGCCUCACUCCCGACGGUGUGGCCGGCUUAUGUCUCCGCGAAGUCCAGCCUCAGCCGCCCCCUGAAGCUGCAGCUCAAUGGCAGCAGUGCAGAACUGUACCUCUCCAGCUCCCCUCCCGCCCUCUGCUCCACUGGCCGAACCCCAGACCUCACAGCCAUUGUCAGCACCAUCCAGGAUGCCCAGGCCUUUGUCUACAUCUCGGUGAUGGACUAUGUGCCCCAGUGCACCUUCUGCCAGCCUAAGAGGUUCUGGCCGGUCAUUGAUGAUGCCCUGCGUGCUGCGGCCUGCAACAGGCACGUGAAGGUGAGGUUGCUCAUUAGCUGCUGGCAGCACUCGGACCAGUCCAUGUUUCUGUUCCUGGAGUCGCUCAGUGUCCUCAGCCGGGAGCCUCUGGGCUGCCCGAUCGAAGUGAAACUCUUUGUUGUCUCCACAUCGGUUGAGGAGAUACUCAUUCCCUUCUCCCGUGUCAACCACAACAAGUACAUGGUGACCGACCGCCUGGCCUACAUUGGCACCUCAAACUGGUCUGAGGAUUACUUCACCAACACUGCAGGGGUGGGACUGAUCGUCAACCAGAGUGAGGCUGCUCCUGGGGUUACCCAGCUCACCCUGCGGGAGCAGCUGGAAGCUGUGUUCCAUCGAGACUGGAGCUCUCCCUACUCACAGCCACUCAGCCCCAAGCCCAGCUGUGCCACCAAGAACUGAGGGCAGUUCCCCGCCCGAAUGCUGGGCCAGGCCCAGGACCUCUCCUCAGCUGGAUGUACAUAUGCAGCCUCCCUUGGAAAUCCAGCGCUGUGGCAGCUUGCACCAGACUGCUUCUGCUCCCCCCCUGCUCCGGGAGGGAUCCCACUAGCCAAAGAAGGACCAGUGCAGGCAGCAGCAAUGAAACACCCGAGGGGGCCCUGGAUGCCAGCAUGUGACUUGUCAGCACUAGUGCCGUGGUGCUUGCCUCCUGGCUACACUCUGAAGCUGGGGGUGUGGGGCCCUGGCAGGUGGACAUUAGCUAAAUCUCAGGCAUAGGCACCAACUUGGUGGGUGCUCU